CAGCAAGUUAAUGAUCCAAAAUGGCUUCCACUACGAGCGACCAAACUCCAUCAGAUUCGACGAGCAUCGAUGUUCUCAGCAAGUUACAAGACAGUGCCCUGUUCACCGAUAAGGCCUAUAUUGCGGAUGAAUGGAUUAAGACAGGAAAGACUUUCGCCGUUUGCGAGCCCUCUUCAGGAACUACUCUAGGUCGUGUGAGCGACUGCACGCUCGAAGACUUCCAGCGUGCUAUCAGUGUCGCUUCUUCAGCCCAGCUCAAGUUCUACGAACAAACCACGGCCACCGAUCGUGGAGCUUUCCUUCGAUCCUGGUAUGAGCAUAUCAUUGCGAACGUCAACGACUUGAGCAUAAUCCUUUCGCUCGAAAAUGGCAAGACACUUGCCGAAGCAAGAGGCGAAGUCAUCUAUGCGGCGAAUUUUGUAUCCUGGUUUGCCGAAGAGGCCACUCGAUCUUACGGACACACUAUUCCUUCGUCCAUGCCUCACACCACGCUCAUCUCAGUCAAAGAGCCAGUCGGGGUUUGCGGCAUCAUCACUCCUUGGAACUUUCCGGCCGCGAUGAUCACCCGCAAAAUUGCCCCGGCAUUUGCAGCUGGCUGUGCAGUAGUCAUCAAGCCUCCAAGUGAGACUCCCUUUACCGCGUUGGCAUUGAGCAAAUUGGCGGAGAAGGCCGGCAUAUUCCCUGGCAUCUUACAUGUUCUUCCUACCAAAGAUCGUAGUGCGGCAACCGAAUUGGCCACUUCACCACUCGUCAACAAAAUCAGCUUCACAGGCUCGACAGGCGUCGGAAAGAUGCUUGCUAAGCUGGCGGCGGGUACGUUGAAGAAGGUCAGUCUAGAACUCGGUGGCAACGCACCGUUCAUUGUUUUCGACGAUGCAGACCUCGAUCUAGCUGUGGAAGGUGCCAUGAUCUGCAAGUUUCGCUGCUCUGGUCAGACUUGUGUAUGUGCCAACCGGAUCUUCGUACAAAAAGGUGUGGUUGCGGCCUUCACACGCAAGUUGAAAGAUGCCGUCUCAGACCUGAAGAUGGGAUCAGGUUUGGACCCUGCUACGACUCAAGGACCAUUGGUCAACGAAGCUGCAGUCACAAAGGUCCUUGAACACAUCGAAGACGCUGUGUCAAAGGGCGCCAAAGUCGAGUAUGGAGGCAAACGUCCAUCAGGCCCUGGUUUCUUCUGUGAGCCAACCAUUCUCACCAGUGUUCGCAGCGAUAUGAAUGUGUCACAAGAGGAAACAUUUGGUCCUCUGGCUGCCGUUUUCGAAUUUGAUACCGAGGAAGAGGUCAUCGAGUUGUCUAACAGCACUCCUUAUGGGUUGGCUGGAUACUUCUUCAGCCGUGAUGUUGGCCGCUGCACUCGUGUGAGCAGAAAGUUGCAGGUUGGCAUGGUGGGAAUCAACACUGGCAAGAUCUCUGCAGCAGAAGCGCCCUUCGGUGGAGUCAAAGAAAGUGGUUACGGUCGGGAAGGUAGUCUCUAUGGCUUGUCCGAAUAUCAGGUCAUCAAGAGUAUCACGACUGGAAACCUUGAUAAGUAG
Messenger RNA from Aureobasidium pullulans EXF-150, 1532 nucleotides. RefSeq names its product aldehyde dehydrogenase. Bases 21 to 1532 code for a protein of 503 amino acids. Lineage: Eukaryota; Fungi; Ascomycota; Dothideomycetes; Dothideales; Saccotheciaceae. The transcript is spliced from 4 exons. Gene Ontology annotation, molecular function: succinate-semialdehyde dehydrogenase (NAD+) activity. The record is from RefSeq and is a predicted model, not a curated record.